CAAGUAAUAUGAUCAGUUUCCUGAUGGUCAGGGAUGUGUAUGCUUGGCGUGCAGUAUUGUUAAGUAAAAGUGUUGGUAGCAUAUGGGGGCUUUUGUGUUACAAACUGUGACUGUAAAUGCUACCAUUAAUAUUAUAGUUGUGUAAUAGGCCAUCUGAAAUGAAACGUGAAGAACAUAGUUUUCCAACUGUGGCGCGUGAACAGUUUUCAAUUUUUUUCAUUCUUCCUUUUAUUGCGUAUUCUCGAAUGAAUUCAAUGUAUAUUCAAUCUCGUCUACUUUAUUCAACCUUGCCCAGACGACUUGCAUUAACGGGAAUGUGAAUUAUUCAGUAUAAAACGAACCAGGUGUGUUGUUACGUAACUGACAAUUUUUCAGUCGGCCCGUGUAGGAAAUUUCGUUAUGUAAAUGUGCACACACAAUCGUGGGUGCAUGCUAAACUGGAUUUCACAUAUGUGCCCAUUUAACCAAGAUAUCGUCAAAUCAGUUUGUUUUCAAAUGCUUAAUUGUGCAUGUGAAAAGAAAGGCCCAUAUCAAGUCUAACGGUCCUCCGUGAGCUGAAAACCCAAAGUAGAGCUCAAGCCUGUACUUUUCCACUUCCAGUGGAUUCUUGGCAUCUUACCCCCUCACCCCACUCCAUGCGCAAGCGCCCCCUUGUCUCUUGUGUAUCUGGGAACAUGCGUCACUCGAAGCCGUUUUAAUUGAGAAGCAGCCAGAUAGAGGAAACAUGUUUGAAUAAGCCAGACAAUGAAGUUGACAUAUUGGCCUACUUGGCAAUUAAAACGUGAUCUCUGAUACGUAGGCUAUAGUGCUUGUGUCUUGCGGGUCGGACUAUCCCAUGUACCUGUCGAGGGAAUUCAUAUUGCUUACUUUUCGCAGUAUCGUUCAUUUGUGUUAAAAUAGUCGUGCAUUAAGCCUGUCCAUUCGGUUAUGUCACGUCUGGAUAACAUUGAGGAUGGCAAUAAUGUGUGUUGGUUUCGUUGAUCUAGAGACGUUAUGUCAUUGAUUGAUCUCUUGACUUUUGGCCUUUUGAACAACCAAGUAUGCGUUACGAGACAUGGUAUGCAAUGUUGUUUGUAAAGUUGCACAAACUUUGUACAGCACAGACAGUACGCAGGACUGUCUGCAAGAGUAGAGACAGUACGCAGGACUGUUUCCUAAUUUUUUUUCUCCUCUUUGCGCGCUGUGGUCUGACGCAUGAUGCUGACCUCGGGGUGCGGCAGCGGAGCGCAACUGCUCCUGAUUGGCUGAGAAGCAGGCUUGUCUGUACAGCGCAGUGUCUGUUUGCUUUCGAACACGCCCCCGCGGUGGAGUUCAACCCCCCCCCCCCUCUCUCUCUCCCAUGACACGCCCCGGAGGAUAGCGAGCACAGCUGGUCUCCUCCCUCUCACCCUCCCUCCUGGCUGCAUAUAAAAGCAGACAAAAAAGAAGCAGGUUUAGUUUAACUUCGAAGAGCCACCAGAGGUGGUAUUAGGAUUUGUAGCACCCGGAAUAUUCUACUUGAACUAUGACUAUCAAAACGGAAACGGAGGCUCCUGUUCUCACUUACUCUAAAACAAGAGGGCUUGUGGCAAAUCUCACUGCGUUUAUGAAACAAAGAAGAAUGGGCCUGAACGACUUCAUCCAGCGGCUUGCCUCAAACUCUUACGCCUGCAAGCACCCUGAGGUCCAGUCCAUCCUGAACUUGACCCCCCCCCAGGAUGCCGAGUUGAUGAACGCAAACCCCUCUCCUCCUCCAAGCCCAUCCCAGCAAAUCAACCUGGGUCCGUCCUCCAACCCCACCGCCAAGCCCAGCGACUUCCACUUCCUGAAGGUUCUGGGCAAGGGCAGCUUUGGCAAGGUGCUGCUGGCACGCCACCGCACCGACGACCAGUUCUUCGCCGUGAAGGUUCUACAGAAGAAAGCCAUCCUCAAGAAGAAAGAGGAGAAACACAUUAUGUCAGAGAGGAAUGUCCUGCUGAAGAAUGUGAAACACCCGUUCCUGGUGGGCCUGCACUACUCCUUCCAGACGGCAGAUAAACUCUACUUCGUACUGGACUACAUCAACGGAGGAGAGUUGUUCUACCACCUGCAGAGAGAACGCUGCUUCCUGGAACCCCGGGCCCGGUUCUACGCUGCGGAGAUCGCCAGCGCGUUGGGCUACCUCCACUCCCUCAACAUCGUGUACCGCGACCUGAAGCCCGAGAACAUCCUGCUGGACUCCCAGGGACACAUUAUCCUCACCGACUUCGGCCUGUGCAAGGAGAACAUAGAACCCAACGGUACCACGUCCACGUUCUGCGGCACGCCAGAGUACCUGGCUCCAGAGGUGCUCCACAAGCAGCCGUACGACCGCACCGUGGACUGGUGGUGUCUAGGAGCCGUGCUCUACGAGAUGCUCUACGGCCUGCCUCCAUUCUACAGCCGUAACACGGCGGAGAUGUACGACAACAUCCUGAACAAGCCCCUGCAGCUGAAACCCAACAUCUCCAACGCUGCGAGACACCUCCUGGAGGGCCUGCUGCAGAAGGAUCGCACCAAGAGGCUGGGCUGCUCCGAUGACUUUGCCGAGAUCAAGGUCCACAUGUUCUUCUCCCCCAUCAACUGGGAGGACCUCAACGCCAAGAAGCUCACCCCUCCUUUCAACCCCAACGUGACGGGCCCUAACGACCUCCGGCACUUUGACCCCGAGUUCACGGACGAGCCGGUGCCCAGCUCCAUCGGCUGUUCCCCCGACAGCUCCCUCAUCACGGCCAGCAUCAAGGAGGCGGCCGAGGCCUUCCUGGGCUUCUCCUACGCCCCCUCCAUGGACUCCUACCUAUAGGAGCUCCGACACACGCCCAGGCAGAGCCUGACUAGUAGCCCCCCGUGGCAGGACGUCUGCAGGGGGUGAGGCGAGCAUGGACCUGCAUAAACUCCCCCCCCCCCGAACCCACCGGUGUCUGUGAGGAUCUCGUGGCUGUAGAUGCCCCAUCAGAGAUGCUAUCCUCCCAGCUGGAAGAGGACAGGCUACAUGCUACUGGGCCCGUAUGUCACAUGGUCCAAGGGGGGGGAUUAGAUGGGGGGGGAUCUGUGGGAUUAGAUGUGUGGUGAACCCUCCCAGUCUCCCUUCCUUCGAUGACACCAACUGAUUUGACAACGCACAAGGUCCUCAAACCCUCCUCCAUGGACCGCCCCCCACACACACACCCACACACCCGGCCCUCUUUCCAGGUUCCAGACAAGGGCGUCGUUUGCACAUGGCUCAGGCAGCUGAAGAGACCCACACACCUCAAGGACCCGACUGCUCCAGGGCACCCCGCCCUCCCCCUGGCCCUGCCUCCCUUCCCCUGGCCCUGCCUCCCUCCCCCUGGCCCUGCCUCCCUCCCCUCCCCCUGGCCCUCCCUCCCUCCCCCUGGCCCUGCCUCCCUCCCCCUGGCCCUGCCUCCCUCCCCUGCCCCAGGGAGGUCUGCCACCUUCAUCACUGCACACGUCUCCUCAUCCCCCCCUCCCUGGGUUCUGGUGAUGGGACCCGUUUAGGCGUGAAGAGAGCUUGGUGGUGCAGCUAACCAGUUGACGGUUCAUUGGGUGUCGGUUUCUUAUCAUUCGUUUCUGUCCUUUUUGUUUUGUAAAGGGGUGGGGACGUUGUCAAGCUGAAUGUUACGGGGGGGGGUUUAAUGCUGAAAAGGUGCCUUCAUUUUACUGUCCAUGACUGAUGUUUGUGUAUGACCGCAACAUCAUGUAGUUACGCUAAAAAUCAAGGUUCACUCGACCACAGAUUGAUGGUUAUAGUAGCCCUGAGUCUGUGUAUGUAACCACGUAUGGGACACACCGUGCUGAACACGAAAUCUUGUUUCAUUUGUUUGCAUUGGGAGGGAUUCUGGAAACGCUGUAGGAAGCGCUGCUGCUAAUGGUUUGUGGAUACACCCUGACUGAAAGAAGAGACGGGGCAGAACAAAUAUGUAUCAAAAACUGUCCCAAUUUCCUUGUGCCAACCGAGUCCCCCUCACAUCUUCCUGACUCCUCUCGAUGACAUCAUGCCCCGCAUUUGGGACAUUCCGACAUGUCUGAACGGAACAUUCCAUUUUAAUAUUGCUGUGUAAAUGCAUAUUAACGCUAUUUAAGUUUAUUUGUAUAUUUGGAGUCUGUACUAGUUUUAAUGUAUACGGAAUACAAGACUAAAGAGAUGUUUAAAUAUAUAUAUAUAUAUAUAUAUAUGUGUAACUAUUCAUGUUAAAUGUACUGUAAAUUGUAAAAUCAGAUUUACGUGACCAUGUUUGGUUUGCAAUAAAAACAAAGUUUAAUGUUAUUUUAACCCAG
Molecule: messenger RNA, 4275 nt
Organism: Hypomesus transpacificus
Lineage: Eukaryota; Metazoa; Chordata; Actinopteri; Osmeriformes; Osmeridae
Gene: sgk1
Product: serum/glucocorticoid regulated kinase 1
Exons: 10
Coding region: 1505-2800 (431 amino acids)
Biological process (GO): protein phosphorylation
Molecular function (GO): ATP binding; protein serine/threonine kinase activity
Source: RefSeq, a predicted model, not a curated record